GCGACUCGCAAUUUUCUGGUGAAUUCGAUCUGUAACACGUUGAAGCUCCAGUUUCUGGGGUUUCUCUUUCUCUUUUAGUGUAGAUUCGGAGGAGGUUGUUGGUUGAACUGAAUAAUGGGAGAAGAGCUGAAACAACAGCAGAACAAUUCAUCUCUCUAUAACCAAUCAGCAUCAUCUACUUAUGGGUAUGGAAGCUCGCUAGCCUAUAAUCAAUCCGUAGACAUUGAAUCUGCAGCAAGUAACGCUCUUCUUCGCGAACAAGAGAUUGAAACACAGAAGAUCAUACAAGGUCAAAGAGAGGCUGGGACUUCAGUAGAUGGAGAAGAAGAUAACACUGACAUUCUUCGACAACGCGCUGACCCCAAUGCUCUUAAGGAACAUCUGCUAAAGUUCACUGCACAUCAUCGGGCAGAAACAGCAUCAAAACGUGGGAAUGUGAGUACUUGCGGAGAAGGUAAUGUGGAUGUUGGGAAUGGUUAUGGUAUACCUGGUGGAGUUGCUUACGCAGGCCACUCCCAGAUCAGCGAGAAGCCUGAACCUACUGAUUAUUUGCCUGAAUAUCUCAAACGUAAACUAAAAGCCAGGGGGAUUCUCAGAGAUGGUUCAGGUGCUGUUGCACCCAACGCUCAAGGCGCGGCGUCAGCGGGUAGUUGGAAUACUCAGACAAGUGUACCUUUUCAGACAAAUGCAAGCACCUUACCAUUAGGAUGGGUAGAAGCGAAAGAUCCAGCUACUGGUGCAACAUAUUACUAUAACCAGCAUACCGGGGCAACCCAGUGGGAAAGGCCUCUUGAGCUGCUACCUUCCACCACUUCAAUUGCGCCGCCGCAGCCACCGAUGAUGCCUCCUAAAGAAGAGUGGAUUGAAACACUUGAUGAAACAUCUGGUCAUAAGUAUUACUACAAUACAAAGACACAUGUGUCCCAAUGGGAACCUCCAGCUUCUUUAAAGAAGCUCUCUGCCACAAACACUAACAACGCUGCCACCCAAAGUAGUGCUAACGGGAAGAAGGAGAUUACGGCCUCUGAGCUGCCGAGAUGCAGCGGAUGUGGUGGCUGGGGUGUGGGCCUUGUCCAGAGCUGGGGUCACUGUGCUCACUGUACCAGAGUUUUCAAUCUCCCAGAGCAGCAGUACUUGGCAUACGUCACAAAUGCAAGAAACUCUGGCCAAAACGAUCCAACUCAGCGGUCAAAUUCAAAACCUCCGGCGAAAAAGGGAGCAGGCAAAAAACGUGCGCAUGCGGAGGAUGAUGAGGUUGAUCCAAUGGACCCAAGCUCGUACUCAGAUGCUCCACGGGGUGGCUGGGUUGUUGGACUGAAAGGAAUGCAACCGCGAGCCGCUGAUACAACUGCCACAGGUCCUCUGUUUCAACAGCGACCGUAUCCAUCGCCUGGAGCUGUUCUGAGGAGAAACGCUGAGACGGCGUCUUCGCAGAAGAAGAAACCAAGCUCUCAUUUCACGGAGAUCACAAAGAGAGGCGAUGGAAAAGAUGGUCUUGGUGAUGCAGAUUGAGAAAGAGAGAGAGAGAGAGAGAGCUUAUUCUUCCCCUGUAUGUUACUUUUCUCCACAUACAUGUAUGGUCUUGAGGAGAGUAGUUUGUUUACUGGUCUAGUGAAUACACGUAACCAUACCUAAAGUGUGAAUUAGCAAUGCAUUCAUUCCUUAAUCUGUAGCAAACUUAUUUUCA
Raphanus sativus (radish) is the source of this 1687-nucleotide messenger RNA. RefSeq lists its product as uncharacterized. NCBI's taxonomy places the organism in Eukaryota, Viridiplantae, Streptophyta, Magnoliopsida, Brassicales, Brassicaceae. The transcript has 12 exons. The record is from RefSeq and is a predicted model, not a curated record. Bases 115 to 1512 code for a protein of 465 amino acids. Gene Ontology annotation, cellular component: nuclear body; cytoplasm. Gene Ontology annotation, biological process: alternative mRNA splicing, via spliceosome. Gene Ontology annotation, molecular function: protein binding; ribonucleoprotein complex binding.